AUGGAACACCAUCUGCACGAGAGAGACAGAGUGGGUGUUCAGGACGCCGUUUUGCUAGAAGAUUACAACAAUCAAGAAGUUUUCGUCGAUAACUUGCAAAAGAGAUUUAAGGAAAAUGUUAUUUAUACUUACAUCGGACCAGUACUAAUAUCAGUAAACCCCUACCAAGAACUGAAGAUAUACGACAAGAAGACCAUCAAGGAGUACGACAACAAGAACUUCUUCGAAGUACCCCCUCACGUAUUCGCCAUCACAAACAACGCCUUCACAUCCCUCAAGGACGAAAACCGCGAACAAUGCAUUCUAAUAUCAGGAGAAUCGGGCUCCGGCAAGACGGAGGCCUCCAAGAAGGUCCUCCAGUACAUCGCCGAGGUCACCGACCACAAGGGCGAGGUGGAGAAGGUGAAAGACAAGCUGAUCUUCUCCAAUCCGAUACUGGAGGCGUUCGGCAACGCCAAGACCAACAGGAACGACAAUUCGAGCCGGUUCGGCAAGUACAUGGACAUCCAGUUCAACUUCGAGGGCAACCCGGUGGGCGGCAACAUCCUCAACUACCUGCUGGAGAAGUCCCGCGUGAUCAGCCAGACGCAGGGCGAGCGAAACUUCCACGUAUUCUACCAGCUGCUGGCGGGCGCCAGCGACGAGGAGAUCGGCGAGUUGAAGCUGAAGCGAACCAUCGAUUCGUAUUAUUAUCUUUCGAACGGCCAACAGAACGGUACGCACGGGAUCAACGAUAAAGAAGAUUUCGCGGCCGUUAAAAAAGCGUUGACUACGUUGGAUUUCUCCAGCGGUGAGCAAAUGGAUUUGUUCUCGAUCAUCUCGGCGGUUCUGCAGUUGGGGAACGUCGGUUUCACCGAGCAGGACGGGCUUUCCGUCAUCACCAAGCCGGAUAUCGUCGAGGACGUCAGCAAACUUUUGAACUGUGAUAAAAACCUGCUUAAAAAAGCGCUGCUGCAGAGGACGAUCAAGACCAACAACGAGGAGGUCGUGACGCCGUUGAACAGGGAGUUGUCUGUCUACGCCAGGGACGCCUUAGCCAAAGCAGUGUACGAUAGAGUGUUCACCUGGUUAGUGAAGAAGAUUAACCAAUCGUUGCAGCCCAACGAAAGCAGGAGGAACGUCGUCAUGGGUAUAUUGGACAUCUACGGUUUCGAGAUAUUCGAAAGGAACAGUUUCGAGCAAUUGUGCAUCAAUUUCUGCAACGAGAAACUGCAACAAUUGUUCAUCGAUUUGACGUUGAAAUCCGAACAGGACGAGUACGAGAAGGAGGGAAUCGUCUGGCAACACAUCGACUACUUCGACAACAAAAUCAUCUGCGAUUUGAUCGAAGAAAAGCACAAAGGACUUAUAGCGUACAUGGACGAGGAGUGUCUAAGGCCCGGCGAUCCCAACGACGUCACGCUCCUGGCGAAGCUCGACGAGUACUUGGGAUACCACGCUCACUACAUCAGCCACAAAAAAGCCGAUACCAAGUUGCAGAAAAUCAUGGGCAGAGACGAAUUCCGUCUGAUCCACUACGCCGGAGCCGUCACGUACAACAUCAAAUCGUUCAUCGACAAAAACAACGAUUUGCUCUACAGGGACCUCAAGGAGGCGAUGAUCCGCUCCAAGAACAACAUCUUGCAAUCCGUUUUCCUGGAAUCCGAGCAGAACAGCAAGAAGAUGCCCGACACGGCCAUCACGCAGUUCAAGCACUCCGUCAACAAUCUAAUGAACAUCCUCAAGGACAAGGAACCGUCGUACAUCAGGUGCAUCAAGCCCAACGACUCCAAGAGAUCAGCUACUUUUAACUUCGACCUCGUGAGCCACCAGGUGACCUAUUUGGGUCUCAUGGAGAACCUGAGGGUGCGCCGAGCAGGCUUCGCCUACAGGCGAGACUUUACCAGGUUUUUGAAGCGGUACAAAUGUUUGAGCGAAGACACCUGGCCCAACUACCACGGUUCAGCUAAAGACGGUGUGAAAUUGCUCGUCCGGACUUUGGGCUACCAGGACGACGAGUACCAAAUGGGAAAGACGAAAAUCUUUAUAAGACACCCGAAGACCCUAUUCGCCACCGAAGACGCUUUCCAAUUCAAGAAGCACUACAUAGCAUCGAUCAUACAAUCCCACUGGAAGGGGCUGGUGCAGCGGAAGCGCUACUUGAAAAUGAGGGAAUCCUCCAUAAUCAUCCAGAAGUACAUAAGGCGGUACCUGGCCAAAGUGGAGGCCGAUCGAAGGCGCAGAGCCGUCAUCGUCAUCAGAAAGUUCAUCAAGGGCUUCAUCACGCGCAACGGCCCGCCCACGGAGGAGAACCGCUCCUUCUUGAACAUGGCGAAGGUCGAGUGGCUGAAGCGCCUGGCCAGAAGCCUUCCCACUAACAUACUGGCGAGGAGCUGGCCGCCCGCCCCCUACGUUUGCCAGGAGGCCUCCGAGCGGCUGAGGACCAUGCACGGGGCCCACAUGUCCAGAGUGUACAGGCUGAACCUGCUGCCCGAGCAGAAGAGGCAAUUCGAACUAAAAGUUCUGGCCGAAUCGUUGUUCAAAGGGAAGAAAAAGAGUUACCCAUUCAGUAUUCCUCGCUUAUUCGUGACCGAUAGAGUUCUCGAUGAUAAUUUAACGUUGAAAGAGAUGUAUACUUCGCAGUUGAACGGAGAUAAGGAAGCGUACGCCGCGAACGUGGUGAAGUACGACAGGCACGGGUACAAGCCCAGGGACCGGAUCAUGGUGAUCAGCAAGAGCAGUUUCCACCUGUUGGAUACCAAGGGCUCGCUGAAACCCAAGCAUUGCAUACCCUUGGAUAGAUUGAGUUUCGUGAUUACGCCCGAAAACGACGAGUUGCUGUUGGUGCAAUUGCCCGAGGAUUUGAUACGCAAGGAUAAGGGAGAUUUGAUUUUGCAAGUGCCUAAUCUCAUCGAAGCCCUCACGAUGAUUGUGGAUACUGUUAGAAGACCGGACAUCAUUCAUAUAGUGGAUAAAUCAUCUUUCGAGCAUAAUAUGAAAGGAAAACAAGGUACUAUCGACAUUCAACAUGGCAACGAACCGAAGAUACAUAAAGAUAAAAGCGGUCACUUGUUAAUUGUCGUUUCUCCUUAA
Molecule: messenger RNA, 3072 nt
Organism: Phyllotreta striolata
Lineage: Eukaryota; Metazoa; Arthropoda; Insecta; Coleoptera; Chrysomelidae
Source: the annotation of a GenBank genome assembly